Molecule: messenger RNA, 1894 nt
Organism: Drosophila hydei
Lineage: Eukaryota; Metazoa; Arthropoda; Insecta; Diptera; Drosophilidae
Gene: Vps4
Product: vacuolar protein sorting-associated protein 4B
Exons: 5
Coding region: 410-1738 (442 amino acids)
Biological process (GO): vacuole organization; endosomal transport
Molecular function (GO): ATP hydrolysis activity; ATP binding
Source: RefSeq, a predicted model, not a curated record
AAAAAGUUUACUUGCUUACUAGUCAAUGAAAUUAAUCAAUCAAUUGAAUGUGAAUGUAACCUACAAACCAUUAAUGAAGUUGAUAUUUAAAUCCUCAACUGCAGCGGCUUUCGCAUUUUGUUACACGUUCGUGUAUCGCACGACCGCCACAUUUUUUCGAUAUCAGAAUCAGCAGCCGCCACCCUCGCACACUCACACUCUCGUAUUGAUAUUGACGACGACAUCGUCAUUCCGUUUAAAUUCCUCGAAAUUCCUUAUUUAUUUUUUGUUAAAUUGGCGCGUGCUGCAUUGUUAAGAGCAACCAAAGGUAGCCAACACAGCAAGCCUGCAACACCCAACAGGCUCAGCAAGAUAACAACACAAUAAACAACUACAGUAGCAAAACAGAAGAAACAACAGAACCACAUCCAUGGCAGCCGGCACCACACUGCAGAAGGCCAUCGAUCUGGUGACGAAGGCCACCGAGGAGGAUCGCAACAAGAAUUAUGCAGAGGCGCUGCGUCUCUAUGAGCACGGUGUAGAAUAUUUUCUGCAUACCAUCAAAUAUGAGGCACAGGGCGAGAAGGCCAAGGACUCGAUUCGAGCCAAAUGUCUACAGUACUUGGAUCGUGCUGAGAAACUCAAGGAAUACCUGAAAAAGGGCAAGAAGAAACCUAUUAAGGAGGGCGGCGAAAGUAGUUCCAAGGACGACAAGGACAAAAAGAGCGACAGCGACGACGAGGACGGCGAUGAUCCAGAGAAAAAGAAGCUACAAAGCAAGCUAGAAGGUGCGAUCGUUAUUGAGAAGCCACACGUUCAGUGGUCCGAUGUGGCUGGGCUCGAUGCAGCUAAGGAGGCACUCAAAGAAGCUGUCAUCUUGCCAAUCAAGUUUCCGCAGCUUUUUACCGGCAAGCGCAUACCCUGGAAGGGUAUUUUGCUAUUCGGUCCUCCUGGCACGGGCAAAUCGUAUUUGGCUAAGGCAGUUGCCACCGAGGCGAAUCGUUCCACAUUCUUUUCCGUAUCCAGCUCCGAUCUGAUGUCCAAAUGGCUGGGCGAGUCCGAGAAGCUGGUGAAGAAUCUCUUCGAACUGGCACGCCAGCACAAGCCAUCUAUUAUAUUCAUUGACGAGAUUGAUUCCAUGUGCUCAGCCCGUUCGGACAACGAGAACGACAGCGUGCGUCGCAUCAAGACCGAGUUUCUAGUCCAAAUGCAGGGCGUGGGCAAUGACACCGAUGGUAUUCUAGUUCUCGGCGCCACCAAUAUACCCUGGGUAUUAGAUUCGGCUAUACGCAGGCGUUUCGAAAAGCGUAUCUACAUUCCCUUGCCGGAAGCGCAUGCGCGCCUCGUCAUGUUCAAAAUACAUUUGGGCAAUACAACGCACGUGUUAACCGAACAGGAUCUCAAGGAGCUGGCCGGCAAAACCGAAGGCUAUUCAGGCGCCGAUAUAUCGAUUGUAGUGCGCGAUGCGCUUAUGGAGCCGGUGCGCAAGGUCCAAACGGCCACACACUUUAAACGCGUCUCUGGGCCAUGCCCGAGCAACAAGGAACAGAUUGUUGACGAUCUGUUGGUGCCCUGUUCGCCAGGCGAUGCGGGCGCCGUCGAAAUGAACUGGAUGGAUGUGCCCAGCGACAAGCUCUUCGAACCGCCCGUAACUAUGCGCGAUAUGCUCAAGUCCUUGUCACGUACGAAACCCACUGUCAACGAGGAGGAUUUGACAAAGCUGCGCAAGUUCACAGAAGACUUUGGUCAGGAGGGUUAAGCCGAUGCCAACGGAGAAUACUAAAGUCUAUGUCGCCAUCAUCAUCAACAGCUAAUUCUAAUUGUUGCCUAUUGCAUAAACACGAUAAACACGCGCUGGCUAAAUGGAUCCCACACACACAGAAACACACACAGACUAUAUAUAUGCAUAUAUAUA